CACAGUUGUUCUCAUGUUUUUAGUGUUUUCUUUUAAAUAUUACUGUAGACUGCUUCGAAACUCUACGAUUAGUUUGCAGAAGCUGGAAACUGUUUUAACCAUAAAUGGAGGAUCAAUGCGGCAUGGUGGAACCUACAAAUGGCGAAAGUACGCUCAGUUGUUCCCGCUCUUAUCAGGACACGUCGAGUAUUUUAAAUAUGAUGGAUCCGAACUCGUUUAAUAUGCCGCCCCCCAACCUACAUUCCUCAAAGGUGAUAAACCCGAACAAGGCUAUAUUUACGAUAGACUCGAACACGGGACAGAUCUUCAUUGUGAACAACAAAGCGUGCCACUUGUUGGGAUACACGUCCCACGAAUUGCGGAACAAAAGCUUUUUCGACUUACUCAAUUGUAAAUCGGAGAGUCACAUUUCCUCACUGGCGGAAAUGCAAAUUGAUGUCGAUGAGGGCAGGGUCGUCCUGCUCAGCGGCAAAGUGAUAGAAAUGAAGACAAAGCAGAACACCAAGAUAUUGGUCUCGCUCUGGAUUCGACAAAUAGACAACGAGGGACGCAACAUAGCGGUGGCCGAGCCGGUCCAGCGACACAUUUGCCAAAUAAGUAUUGACCGCUUCGGUGCGAUAACCAUGGCCGAUGCUGCCACAGCCACAAUAUUCCUAUACUACGCCACCGAGGAUGUCAUUGGAGUGAACAUCACCACGCUGAUACCCUUCAUAAAGCUCCCAGAUCCGGACAGCAGGGAGAUCUCGAAGGGUCUGCGCAAGCAAAGAGCCACCGGACGCACCACGGACAAUGUGAAAUUCCCUCUGUGCCUGCUGCUAACAACAGCGGAGCCGAAUGCUUCGACGACGUACACCAGCAACACGUGCUUCAACAUAACUGUGUGGGUAUUCCAGAAUCUCAGUGGACUCAUUGUUGUGGAUGAAAUUGGCAACAUUCAGACAUGCAAUCAGCCGUUUUCUGUGCUAAUGUUCGGAUACGGCCAGGAGAAGAUAACCAAAAUGCAUAUUUCCUCGAUACUGCCGAACUUUGGCAAAGAUUUCCGCGAGGACAAGAGCCCAAACGUUUCGAAUACAUCCAUAACCAGCAAUGACUGGGAGCCCGACACGGAUCCUUUUAUCGUUGACAAUGAAUCCUCGCUGCAAUCUUGCAAAAAACUGUCCACCAUCCCACCUGCAAGCGAACAUUCCCUCAACGAUGCGGGACUCAAUGGCGGAGCCCAUGCCCAGGAGAGCAGCAGCGACAUGUUCUCCGAUAUUCGACCACCCGAAGACCUGACAAUCGACGAUAUUUUGACACCGGUGAAUCCCUCGAAGAAGUUUCCCUCGGAUGAGUAUGAGGAGUCACCGACCCACCUGAAGGAGAUGAACCUGGACAAGGCAAAGUCCCCAUCCACAGAGGCAUGUGAUGCCUCCAGCAGUAAUGCAGCCACAAAGCUGCUCAGCUCCAUCAAUGGAAAUUUUCUGGGCGAGGCAAUACACGCCGACGGCACUGUCAUAGACGUUGUCUACUCGGUGCUGCUGCACGUGUUGCCCUGCUCGCGGCGAGUGUACUGCAUUUGGGUGUGCCGAGACCCCUCCAAUCGCUUGGAGAGCGACAAGUACAACUAUGCCAAUCUCACGUCGACAUUCAACAGCAUGGCCAGCACCAUUGAGCAGUCCCUGGGACAGGUGAUUAAGACGACAGCGGCGCAGAACUCCAGCAGACCAAACUCUCUCUCACUGAUGUCCAAGUACGAGGAUGAGCUCUACUCCGGGGACUACAGCAAACACUACACCUCGAUCCGACAGAUUGGCAAGGGAGCCUACGGCUAUGUGAACAUGGCUUUUCGGAACACUGAUCGACUGCUGGUCAUCACAAAGUUUAUUUUGAAGGAGAAGCUGUGCCCGCAGUUCAUGAUUAAGAACCGGGAUGGUAAGGAAGUUCCUAUCGAGAUCCAUCUGCUGCAGACCUUGGACCACAAGAACAUCGUGUCGGUGUUGGAUGUGUUCGAGAAUGAUUUGUUCUACCAGCUGGUGAUGGAGAAGCACGGCUCGGGCAUGGACCUUUGGACGUUCAUCGAGCGUAGGCCAUUAAUGGAGGAGAAGUUGGGCAGCUACAUUUUCCGGCAGAUUGCAGACGCCGUUUACUACCUGCAUGAGCAGAAGAUACUCCAUCGUGAUAUAAAGGACGAGAAUAUAAUCAUUGAUCAUCACUUUAACAUCAAGCUGAUUGACUUUGGCUCAGCGACAUUCAUGGAGGAGGGUAAAUACUUUUCCACGUUCUACGGCACGACCGAGUACUGCAGUCCCGAAGUGCUGGCCGGCAACAGAUAUGUCGGUCCCGAGCUGGAAAUGUGGGCCCUCGGCGUCACUCUGUAUGUGCUGAUGUUCUUUGAGAAUCCCUUUAUCGAUGUCGAAGAUACGGUCAAGGCGGAAGUGCAAAUACCAAAGAUGGUUUCGGAGCAGCUGAGUCGUUUGUUGACCUCCAUGCUGAACAAGGAUCCCAAAUAUCGCUGCACAAUGCUGCAGCUGAUCAACGAUCCGUGGCUCACGCAGGACGUCAGCUCUUCGCAGUUUAACUUCUCGUGGAUUGUGCCGUGCAAGGCGCACGAGGCGGAACCGGAUAUUCACUUCAUGGGCUACUACUCCAGCACAUCCGUUCUGUCAACCAUUUCGCCGCAGGAGAGCUUCUCGCACAUUGAAGACAGCUCCAUUGGGGGGCUGGACGAGGAGGCAAAGCUGCCGGCAACACAAAGAACGGGCCUCAAACUAUGUAAGAACACGGAAGCCAAACACAACAAGAUGGAAACACUUUAUGCAAAGCAAUUUCAAUUGAACUCUUCAAUCAGCAAUCACGAAUUGAGGCUAUCGCUGCCUGCUGCUGCAAGCCACACCGAACCCGGCAAACAGAUAUGCUCCUCAAAGUCGGAGAAUGAUAUAUUUAAACACAAACUGGAACCAUGCGUCUCUGCCUAUAACGUAGUUAGCCUGCACGACGUCAACACGAAACCUAAAACGCUGAACAUGAAGUAAUAGAUUUUGUUUUUAAUUAUUAUUUGUCAAUUUUAAGUAUACUUACACCACUGUAAAUAGAAGCAAAGUCAAGUUGGUAGCUGUAUGUGAAGAAGACAAUUAAAAGGAAGGUUCUGAAAUCUUUUAAAAUGAAGCAAAUAAAUUGAUUAUUA
Molecule: messenger RNA, 3163 nt
Organism: Drosophila subobscura
Lineage: Eukaryota; Metazoa; Arthropoda; Insecta; Diptera; Drosophilidae
Gene: Pask
Product: PAS domain-containing serine/threonine-protein kinase
Exons: 3
Coding region: 105-3011 (968 amino acids)
Biological process (GO): negative regulation of glycogen biosynthetic process; intracellular signal transduction; protein phosphorylation
Cellular component (GO): nucleus; cytoplasm; cytosol
Molecular function (GO): ATP binding; protein serine/threonine kinase activity
Source: RefSeq, a predicted model, not a curated record